AUUUAAGGAUUCUUGAAGUUUCCCCAUCCCAUGACGGUGACGUCAUCAAGCUCCACACCUAUAGCAUUCCGACUGGCUGUGGCACAGGUGAGAAACCAGGCGUCACGUCGUCUUAACCGGAACCACAGAUUUGCAGCAUCAGCCACCACAAGAGAAAUUGCAACUUUGUAACCAUCUUGUCUCUCUUGGAGAGUGCAUGCUAGGUAUGAACUUACUGUUGUCAUAUGUGGACCUUAUACAUAAUCAACUACCUGUACUGUGUUGUUUUGUUAGGAAACACCAUAGAAACAAGCACAUCUGUAAACAAAAGAUUAGCCAUUAGGGCAAGGACAUAUUUGUUCUGUGAUGAGAGUCAUUUGUCACUAAGUGCUUGCCCCCGGGAUAGAGGCCUUCAACAAUAAAAAAGUAGAUUAUCCUGUCUUCUUUAUUCAGUUGACAGUCACCUGUAUCUUUAAUCAUUUAAUGUUUCAUGAUGAAGGUACUUAAAGACAAUAUCUAUUGCAAUUGACAUGCUAAAGGUCAAAUUUUAACACCUGCACAACUUCUCACAAUGUUGAAUAGUUUCCUUAUACUACUGAUGUAUGCCAUUAGGACAUAUUGUGGUUAUACCAGAUAGGAUGUGUGUUUGUCAAUAUCACAUGAAACUUACUUCUUACCUGUGUGUGUGUGUGUAUUGGUUCCCUAUAUCAUCUUUCUCUUCCAUGACUUGACUUACAAAAAUAUGACCAGAAAACUUAAGGGAAAUUUUCCUAUUUGGUUGUCAAAGCAAGCCUGUAUUGCCCUAAGCAAUAACUGUUGACAUGCCACAAAGAUUAGUACAAAGGGACACUAUAACUCUGUAAGUAUUGACGUUAUGUAUAUCCUUAAACAGAAGAUGGGAUUUUAUUGUGGCAUUUUGGAUGCACUAGUUUUCAUGCUAACUACAUUGUUUUUUGACCAGGCAUCACAACAUGAUAAUAACAAUGGCUGUAUUUUAUUCUGUCCUCUACCUAUGCUUCCUCUCUGCAUCUCACGGUAUUACACACAAUGGCUGACCUGCUUCUCUCACAAUGAAAUGUCCGCCACACCCACUUCAGUCUCACUGAACACCAUGGCUAACAUAACCCCCACCAUUGCCGCCGUGACGGGGAACACCACUAUGAACGGGACGGACAUCAUCGUGCCUUCCAGGAUGCCGCGGGAGGCGGACAGCAACUCCGUAAACUUCUACAUCGGGCUGACUCUGGCCAUCCUGUCCACCAUCUUCAUUGGUGCAAGUUUCGUCAUCAAGAAGAAAGCGUUGAUCAAGUUGUCGCAGUAUGGCACCAGAGCAGGAGAGGGAGGCUACGGUUAUCUGAAGGAGUGGCUGUGGUGGGCGGGGUUCUUCUCCCUGGGGUUUGGAGAGACGUUCAACUUUGCUGCUUACGCCUUCGCUCCUGCCACCCUGGUCACGCCAUUGGGAGCACUAAGUGUCCUUGUCAGCGCUGUGAUGUCCUCGUACUUCCUGAGGGAGCGGCUGAACCUUCACGGGAAGAUUGGGUGCAUGCUGAGCAUCCUUGGGUCCACUGUCAUGGUCAUCCACGCACCUGCAGAGGCCGAGGUCACCAACCUGAACACACUGUCACAAAUGCUGAUAGAACCUGCUUUCAUCACGUAUGGUGUCAUCGUGGUCAUUAUCUCCCUCGUCCUCAUCUUCUACUACGGGCCAAAGUACGGCAAGACCAACAUCCUCAUCUACAUCGCCAUCUGCUCCAUGAUUGGUUCGCUGUCCGUCAUGGCGUGUAAGGGUCUCGGCCUCUCCCUGAAGCAGACGUUCGGCGGAGACAACCAGCUGACCAACCUGCUGACAUGGUUCUUGCUGGCGUCGCUGGUCGCCUGUGUGACGGUCCAGAUGAACUACCUGAACCGCGCGCUGGACAUCUUCAACACCUCCAUCGUCACCCCCAUCUACUAUGUCUUCUUCACCACCUUCGUCAUCAGCGCAUCCGCCAUCUUGUACAAGGAGUGGGAGCUCAUGACACCCAAAGACAUUAUCGGAACCCUGAGCGGUUUCCUCACUAUUGUCUUCGGCAUCUUCCUGCUGCACGCGUUCAAGGACGUGAACUUUUCCCUGUCCAACCUCCCCACCUUCAUGAGGAGAGACGAGCCAAAGGAAAUACACUUGUCGAACGGGAGCACCACAUCAUUAUUACAGGACCCUCCUUCAGAAGAGGAGGUGGUUAGAUGAUCACAGAAAGUUGGGAGUUAAGGUCAGUUAAGGUACUUAGGGUCAGUCCAGUUUUAUUCCAGGGUUUCUGAACUGAAGGAGUACAGAAGCAGAUUGAAUUGUUUUGUCACCUGUAGCUGUAGUUAAUAGCAGCACAUUUAUCUCAGGGCUUUGUAGAGUCUCACUGCAGUUUUAUAUAGAAAAAAAAGAACUCUGAUGGGAAUAAUAAGAGUGGCCUAACCCAUGAAAAUAUAGAAAGGGGAAUGAAGCACUGCUAGUAACUUAACAUAUCAUGUUCUACACAUCUUUAUAAUACAUGGUGACUUUACAUGGGAUAGUCAGCUAGGUUUGUCAACAUCAUGGAACAUAAGCCACCAUUUGCGAGAAUUAUUGCCAAAGCUGGAAUAAUAGUUUUGUUAUUGCUAUGUACCCCCCUCCCCAGUGUCUACCCAUUGUUGAUCCUGCUUUUAUUCAUUCCACCUGAAACAAAAGAAAUGGUUCAGAGCCUUGUAGUAAUAAACAUUGAAACAAUGUAAAACAUUGAUUAUACAGAAUGGAAUAUGAACAUAUCCAAUGUAAUAUUUCAAUUUCGUAUUGAAGAAAGAUGUCACUUAAUCUUUAUCCACUCAAACUAACCAGUGUGCCAUGGUCGAUUUGGUACCUGGAGGUAUUGUAGGAGUGCUAGAGGUUCAGUGCAAUACAUGUACUUUUAGUUCUGCCACAGAUUGAUGUUAAGAGUUCUAUGUUAUAUGAACUUGUAAAGUUUGUCAAUCAAUCAUUUUUGUAAUAUAUAUUUGAAAAUCUUGACUAUAUAGAGUAUUUUACUCUGAGAUGAAAGCUGCUGUAAAAUUUUGUAUGCUCAGAGCUGAUUGAUUUGUUUUACUUAUAUUUUGUCUUAACAUAUCUCAUUAAUUUGCUGAUAUGUACGUUGUUAUGUUUAGUUUCUAACAUUUUUUGUUUAUAAACAAAUGGGUUGUAUCAGGUUCAGUGAGAUAUAUUUUGUUGUAAAUGUCAAUUGUCAAUCAAUAAAAUUUUAUAGCUGGUUUGUAAAAGAAAUUCUUGUUACUUAGUACUAUAUGACUGAGAACCUGUGGAGGUGUCAGUCGGAAACUGUCUAGAGUGUACUUAACCCCCUGUACUUGUGUGUGUGUUUUAUUUGUCAUACAUGUAGUUACCUCUUUUAUUAACAAUUCGAAUGAACCUUCAGACAAUUCUAUUAUGAUGAAUAUCAAUAACCUAAUUUACUGUUGUGGCUGCUUCUCAAACUGGUUGGCAGUCAUGGUGUUGUGAUAAGGUAGACUCCAUGUUAGUAUUGUAAAUACUGGUGUUGUCAUGGUUGUGGGGUACAGCAAUUUCUAAUGGUAGGACAGCAUUUAAUCCAGGCUAACCUAGAACAUGUCUUUUGCACCCUUUGUGACACAGUCAUGGUUUUCUUCAUCCACAUAUGUUGUAAAGACACAAUUUAUUGGGUUUAUCUCAAAUAUUAGUAAACAGCCUAGAGAGCUGUAAGAUACAAGGGACCUGGAACAAUAUGCCUUUGAGAUAUGCAACCCAUGAAUAUUUGGUGUUGGUGAAUCGUGUCAUUUUUAUGCGUUCAACAAAAUGUACAGUACCAGUAUGUAUGCUAUUCCACUACCAGACACUGGCUAGCAAUACCUUGUACCCGUAGUGCCUUAGACUGAAGUUUGUCUUAGGUCCAACACUGUUUAAUCAUACACUGUGACACUCUUCAGAACUCUGCAGUAUCCCUCAUACAAGAUAGAUUGCCCAGUGUGUAUUUUGAUAUAAGGAUAAAAAUUGUCCUAUAUUGCUAUUUAGAUUCUUUCACAUUUCUGCAAAAUGAUUAUGUACAUUUUUCAAUUAUAAUUGCAGUACAUUGUGUUUUCUAUGUAUAUUCAGGGUGAAGUUGAGUUUUGUAGAGACCAUCACAAUGAUGUGCAAGAUCUAUUUAUGUUUUUGUUUGUGUGAAAAUAAAUAGAAUUCAUGGAUAAAGCA
Messenger RNA from Branchiostoma floridae (Florida lancelet), 4180 nucleotides. RefSeq names its product magnesium transporter NIPA2-like. Lineage: Eukaryota; Metazoa; Chordata; Leptocardii; Amphioxiformes; Branchiostomatidae. Gene Ontology annotation, molecular function: magnesium ion transmembrane transporter activity. Bases 854 to 2206 code for a protein of 450 amino acids. Gene Ontology annotation, cellular component: membrane. The transcript is spliced from 8 exons. Gene Ontology annotation, biological process: magnesium ion transport. The record is from RefSeq and is a predicted model, not a curated record.